This is a messenger RNA of Athalia rosae (coleseed sawfly), 7688 nucleotides long. It is a transcript of the gene Mctp, whose product is annotated as multiple C2 and transmembrane domain-containing protein. Lineage: Eukaryota; Metazoa; Arthropoda; Insecta; Hymenoptera; Athaliidae. The transcript has 13 exons. Gene Ontology annotation, cellular component: synaptic vesicle membrane. Gene Ontology annotation, molecular function: calcium ion binding. Gene Ontology annotation, biological process: regulation of neurotransmitter secretion. The record is from RefSeq and is a predicted model, not a curated record. The coding region runs from base 1794 to 4688 and encodes 964 amino acids.
AAACCGUGCCGCGCCAGGAAGGGCUGCCAAGAAUUUUCAGUUGGUUCCUCAAAAACGGAAGGAAAUAAAACAACCCCCGAAACAAAUAAAGAAGAUAAUCGAACGUCCUUUCGCAAUAAAUGACGCUAUGGGGCGAACGAAACAAAAGAACAGCGACGAAAAAUGUGCGCAAUCCAUGUAACAUACGUGAAUUCGGAUUGAGUGGAUUAUAAUUAACGUGUAGCGAAGUGAUAAAGGAUUAAUCUGCGGCGAAACAGUAAAGUUUUCAUUGAUAACGUUCGAUUCCUGCAUAAAUAAUUAGAAAUAGAGAAAUUAAUCUGACUUAUUGCUAACUGCUUAUACGCCGUACCUACUCGCGCGAUAACGAUAAUAAUUCACUUUUAAUAUGAUUGAGGCGUGCGAUUGCUUAUUUAGAUUAAUUCUUUAAAUACCCUAAUUAUACACCGACCAUGGAUAAAAUUAUCAACUCGUUAUUUUCGUCAACAAUUUUGACCUCUUCUCAGUACGUUUCUGGCGCUAUCAACGUAACGAACGAAUAAUGUGACAAGAAAGAGAAAAAAAACCGGGCCGAUCUAUUACUGGGUAGACUUCGUUGUUCUAUCAAGGAUUCUUCUUUUUUUUUUUUUGUUAAGUGCGGGCUAAUUGCGAUGUAAUAAAUUCAAAGUCACAUAGAAUAAAAAAGAUCGGGGUGCACCGGAUCGCAAUUUAUCUCAGGAGCAACCUGUAAUAUUCGCGAAAUGUUGCACGCUAUGCACUAAAAACGCAUAUUUCAGGUUACUAAACUUUACCUAUACCCUUCAUAAAUAUGUAUGAAAAAUGCCUUCCAAGUUGCACUCAAUUUUCACAUAUUUUUCUACACAACACCAACCAUAUUGAUCUCUCGUAGUACGUUUCACCUGUCAAUGUAUAUCGCGACCAUGUGAAACGUCUCAAUGGCUCCUUUAUAGUCAAAGAUUCUGGAGCCUCCAAAUCCUUCGCAUCUUUUUUUUAUCAAUUUUCGUGUUUCCAAUCCUAUCUUGAUCUUAUUUUGAUAACACGAGAAAAAAGGAUCUUAUUCCUUAUCCUUAAAGCCCAGAAAUAGAGAAGAGAAGGACCACAAAAAAAAAAAAAACACUGUCGUGCGCGCGAAUAAACAAGUGAACGGCGUUUUUCAAAAAAUUUCGCGGCUUGAAAUUUUAUUAUUUUGCUUAAAUUUUUCACGAUAUAGUUGUAUUUUACAAUCAAAAAUUUAACAAUUGUUCGCGGUAAGCUAAUAUCAAUGAGACUGAAUUAUUCUUAUUGUAUAAAUGUUGUAAUUGUUGGUAAAUUUUCUCGUUGAUUUCAAUUACCGAUUGUCGAUUCAAUUCCCAAGCAAAGAAGAGUGAAGAAAACGAAAGAAAAAAAGCUCGCGAGAAAAUAGUUUUAAAAUAUUUUUGUCAUAAUUCCACGAUAAUCAGCCCUGAAAUGGAUUAAUUAUUAUUGUUAAUUUUCAAAAUCGUUCGUGCCUAAAUAUAAGAUAUAAAAUUAUUAUUAUUGUCAUUUAUAAUAACAAUAAUAAUAUACGUAUAUUUUUACGAUAUUAAGGCGGACUAAAUUUUUGAGAAGAAAUCGGGAAAAAAAUAAAUUACAACAAUAAAUGAAAACAAAUAUAUAUAAAUAACCUGGAUAAAAUGUUAUCGAAUGAUAAAAGUGGUGGUCUGUUUCGAUUAAUGCACUUUAAAAAAAGAUUGAAAUCUCUCAAUCAAACUGAAAAAAAUCAACGUACGAGUGGAUCGUUAUUAAGAAGAAUUCUCUAUAUUUUACCAUAAAAUAAAAUGAGCAAAAGUGUCGAACUACUAGCGUCCGGGUCAGAGGACGGUGAAGUGCCCAACGACGCGCCUCACCCGGAAGACAGAUCUAGAUUAAAUCUGAACGGAAGUCGUCAACUGUCUCGAAGUGCCACCGAAUUAAGACCGAAGAACGGAUCACCGAGUCACAAUUUGCACGGGCAUAAUCCCUCGGUUGUCCACCACAGCCAUCGUCAUCACAUAUCAGUAGCGCAGAGGACGCAUACAUUUUUUGCCACGUUAAAGAGUCGCUGGUCCCGCGGCAGGAGUAAGGAGCGUAAAAAAUCCAGGGAUCACAUACCGGCCUCGCAGGAUGUCAGUAAAAAUAAUGCCGCCGGAAUGGAAUCGGAUUACGCCGCUGAUUAUUCGUCCGAGCAUAGCCACAGUUCUUCGGCGACGCAAAGCCCGGCGCGACAUUACCACAAUCAUCCAGAUUCGCCGUUGGCUCGAGGCAGUCGAGAUCGCGUUCCAUCGCACGAAGAUAGCCCCGGUAAAUGCAGCAACGGUUCAAACCGUUUGGCUAGACAAAGUUCGCAGCAUAAUCAGGGCGCAGAUUCUAAACUCUCGGUACAGCAGCAGCAGCAGCAGCAACAGCAGCAGCAGUUGCAGGAUGAACGACCUCAACCUUCCACGACAGCCUGCACGACCUCCGACACGGCGUCGGUUAUUCUGCAAGGGCAAGACGAGCCGUCGAGACGAAGGGAAUUGGCGUUACGCCAACAUGCCUUUUUCCAACUUCGAUUGCACCUGCGAAGAGGUGCUAACCUCGUGGCAAUGGACAGGGGGGGCUCGAGCGAUCCUUACGUGAAAAUAAAAUCCUCCGGUCGUCUGCUGCACAAAUCUCGAACAGUCCAUAGAGAUUUGAAUCCAAUCUGGGACGAAAGCGUUACCCUGCCUAUAGAAGAUCCGUUCAAACCUCUAACCAUUAAAGUCUUUGACUACGACUGGGGACUUCAAGAUGAUUUCAUGGGCUCCGCUCUACUGGAUUUGACACAACUGGAAUUAGGUCACGCACAGGACGUCAUUCUUGAAUUAAACGACCCGGCGAGGCCGAAACAGCACUUGGGAAAUAUAUUUAUCACCGCAACUUUGUGGCCGAGAAAUCAACAGGACAAGGAACAGUAUUUCCAAAGGAACACCCGCUUAGUGGACGUUAACAGGAAACUAAAAUCUCAAAUAUGGAGUUCUGUGGUCACUAUCGUACUGGUCGAGGCAAAAAAUCUGCUACCGAUGGACAUCGAUGGCCUCUCAGACCCAUACGUCAAAUUUCGACUUGGCACAGAAAAAUACAAGUCGAAGGUGGUUCACAAGACAUUGAGUCCCGUUUGGCUGGAACAAUUCGACCUCCACCUAUACGAAGACAUGGGAUUCGGGCAGGAGCUCGAAGUGACGAUAUGGGACCGGGAUAAAUCGAGAGAUGAUCUCAUGGGGAGGACCGUCAUAAAUCUAGCAACUAUGGAGCGGGAAAAGACUCACAGACUGUGGCGUGACCUUGAAGAUGGAGCGGGAAGCGUUUUUCUGUUAUUAACAAUUAGCGGGACAACUGCUAGUGAAACUAUAAGCGAUUUAGCAGCUCACGAAGAAACCCCACAGGAACGUGCACUGCUUCUUCAACGCUAUUCUUUUAUCAAAACUCUGCAGAGGCCGCAGGAUGUAGGACAUCUCACGGUCAAAGUUUUCAGAGCUCAAGGAUUAGCAGCAGCUGACUUGGGUGGCAAAAGUGAUCCCUUCUGCGUCUUGGAACUCGUUAAUGCUCGGCUCCAGACCCAGACUGAGUACAAAACUUUAGCACCGAAUUGGCAGAAAAUUUUCACAUUCAACGUUAAAGACAUCAACUCCGUGCUCGAGGUGACAGUUUAUGACGAGGACAGGGACCACAAGGUAGAAUUUUUGGGACGGGUGGCAAUUCCAUUGUUGAGGAUACACAAUGGCGAAAAACGUUGGUACGCCUUGAAAGACAAGAAGCUUCGAGGACGAGCAAAGGGAAAUUCCCCGCAAAUUUUGCUUGAGAUGACAGUAGUGUGGAAUCCUUUGAGAGCAUGUGUGAGAACUCUGAAUCCCAAGGAAAGGAAAUACAUGGAACCAGAAGUAAAAUUCAAACGACAAGUCUUCCUCAGAAAUGUUCUCAGGCUGAAAGCAAUAAUCGUUUUUUUCAUCGACCACAGCAAAUACAUUCAGAGCUGCUUUGAAUGGGAAAGUACACCCCGAAGCAUCAUCGCUUUUGCUCUCUUCAUCUUUCUCUGUUAUUACUUCGAACCCUACAUGAUCCCAACAGCAGCCCUGCUGGUUUUUCUCAAAUACUACAUUGUAGCACUUGUGACAGGAUGGCCAGCUUAUCAAUCAUCGUCGAAUUCUUUAUCACCUAGCGAUUUGAAUGAUCACAGCGCAGACGAGGCACCCUCGACUCCUGCGGCAAUCGACGACGAUGAUGACGACGACGACAAGGACAAGGAAGAAAAAAAAUCAUUGAAGGAACGACUCCACGCGAUUCAAGAGGUUACGCAAACGGUUCAAAAUUCUAUAGGGUACAUAGCGAGCCUGGGUGAGAGCAUUAAAAACACGUUCAACUUUACGGUGCCCUACCUCAGCUACUUGGCGAUGGUCCUUGCCUUCAUCGGAGCUAUAGUUUUAUACUUUGUGCCAAUACGUUACCUCAUCAUGGCCUGGGGUAUCAACAAAUUUUUCCGAAAAAUCCUCAGGCCUCACACGAUACCCAACAAUGAACUUUUGGAUCUCCUAUCCAGGGUACCAGAUGACGAGGAUCUCAUUUCCUAUAGAGAGUUGAAACCAGUUCCAACGCCAGAUUGUGAGAGAAGUGGGGUGGCAUCCGGUACUGCUGGUAACGCAGGUCGAAAGGAGCAGCGUCGUAAAAAAGCUGCGUAACAAAGUGUUCAACGGUCUUGUUCGUCAGUUGUCCAACCAGAAGUUACAGGACCAAGGUUAUCGAUGACUAAUAGCGUCCUUAAGACCGUUUUACCUCGCCGAAAACUCUUAUCUCUAAGGAAUCGCGCGAAGAAAUUUUCAAAACCGGAAGUUGGCAGAAUAGACUGAGGGAUUUUUUACUCGCUAUGAUUUGUCGAUCUGUCUUGCGGGUACACAGGGCGGGUAUUCCUGAGGAUUUGGAAUAAAACCAAGUGACGAAAAACAAGCAAAAAUAUCUAAUGAUAUCGGAGGACAGAAAAAAUGACAAACGAAACACGAUUUAGUUCCUGGAGGAAUGGGAUUGGGCUGUUGAAUAUUAAUGAAAGUCUAUCGAUUAAUUUGUGAAGGAAGUAAAAGUGAGAUUUUUUAAGAACGAAACGAGUAACACCAACAAUAUGUGUAUGUAUAAAGAUAAUAGCAUAUCGAAGAAAUUAAUAGAAUUUAAAAAUAUACAUAAAAUAUAUCUAUUACGAUAAUAUUUAGUACCUAAUGACAUAUUACAUAACUUGGCGGCGGGUCAUUCGAAAAGAUGGGCCGCAAAGCAUUUCGUCCAUUGAUGUUUAGCUAGCAACAAAUCAUCUUUGUAUGAAAAAUAAUAUCUAUAGUAUUGGAGAAGAAAAAGAAAGAAAUAGUAAGAAUCUUAAAAGUUCGUAGGAGUGUUUCAGGGCCCGGUGAGAAUCUUAGUUGAUUCGUGGCACCUACGCAGUUGGAUGAAACAAGCUCAUCGUUGAGCUUUCAUCGUUAUGUCUAUCGAAGCUUGCGUGUAUUGGGAUUUUAGGAAUGAAGUUGGUUUUUUCUUUCUUUCAAAUCACUUUCUACGUGUAUUUUAGCCUCAGCAUCUCGUUCAGCUAGUCGAUCAUACAUAAAACCAGUUUAAUACGCUUUCACACUAUUUUACAUAAGUACCUAUAUUCAAUUCGCUUUCAUUUUGGGAGUAUAAAAUUCGCGUGUUGUUAUUGUUAUCGCAAUGAUAUCUAUCUACAUUGACAUAUAUUGAAUAUUGAUAUAAUUGUUUAAAAAUAAUAUUGAUAAAUGUUCCGGUGCGCUUUUAUGAAUAUAAAUGUGAAAUUGUUUUUCUAAAACUAUCAUAUUUCAUACUUCGAAACUUAUUGGCUACUAUCAUCGUGUACGCGAAAACACAUGCUCUAGAUAUUCGUGGUAGAUUGAUCUAUAAUAUUAUAACUACCGAAUCAAUCAUGGUUUCCUUCGUUUACGUUGGCUGUAACUUAUUUUAUUUGAUUUUAUUUUUUCAUGACUGAUAGGCCUAUGCCACGCGUGAGUUUUCUAAAGUCUAGUCGUUAGUUUGAUAUUAACCGAUAAAACAGUUCAACAAAAGAGGGAAAAAUAUCCAUAACAUUAUCAGUAUAACGAAUACAUGUACAACUAUACUUAUACACAUUUAAUUUUCAUACGAAAAAAAGACGCUUUAUCCCAACUGUUCGCAGAAUGUCUUUCCCUGGUGAGUUCAAUUUCUUACUUACAUAAAGGAAAGAAAAAAGAAACCUACAAAACUUCCUCUCUAUAUUUAUUUUUUUACUAUGUUUGUUAUCUUAUUAUAUGAACAGAUAUUAAAUGCAUACAUUCCGUGAUGUGUUAUAAUAAUCAAAAUAUUCCUAUACCCCGUGAACAGUUCUUCCUCAAAAUUUUUAUCAUCAUUACUUAAAUUAGGGUUAUUAUUGUAGUUUACACCCGUAAUCUCGACCAAAACAGGUUACCGAAGGAUGUAACUGUUUUCCAUAAAAUCUAGAAAAUAAAUUGAUUGAAUUUAAAAAUCAUUACAUGUAAGGUACGCCGUAAGCGUGCCUAAGACGCACAAAUCUCAAAACGAAACUCAAAAACGACUUGAGAGACAAUUUAUGAUUCAGAACGGAAAAAAAGGAAAUGAUUUUAUUGAUCAGUAUUAGAGAGAAAAAUUGGACCAUACAGGUAUAUUCGUUGAUCGAUCGUUGGAAUGUUCGUAAAUUUGUUUGACAAAAAAUAUAAUUCGUUACACAACAAUUUUUUUCUCGUUGUUCUUCAUUUUCCAGUCAUUUUGUACAUCCGUACAUUAUAUAGUGUAUAUUGUGGAUGAAUGAAUACAUAUGUAUAUUUUUUUGUUUGAUCUCCGACCACUCCAGCAUUUCGAUUAUUUCGAAGAUUGCAGUAAUACGAUGAUAUAGCGAUAUUGGCACCACCGUUGUUUAAAUUUUUAGCAGUAAAAUAAUAUUUGAAAAUAUAUAUAUCCUGGGAUAACGAAAAACAAAAAAAAAAAGCUAAUGUAUGAAGAAAAAUCUUUACAAAUUAUUAUACUUCCAUUUUCUCUGUGUGCUAUUUAAGUAAGUAAUAUCAUAAAUUUUCGAGAAAACAUAAAUAUACACCUAUAAAAAUGGAUAAGAAAGAUUAUUGCUAAAUUAAAGGAGAAAAAAAAAAAAAAAUAUUAAAAUUCAGCACAAUUGUUUGUCUCUUUGAUAGUAUUUAAAAAACUGAAAUAAAAUAAAAUAAAACAAAGACAAAAAAAUACACAUCAUAUGUUACAUACUAUAUGUAUAUUAAAAAAUUGAUGGUGAUCCUUAAAAUAAUAAUACAGUUUAAUUAAUGAACAGUUUUCAAACAAACAGAUAGAGCAAUCUGUAUAGUUUUGUUCUAAUUUUCAAAUGUUAACGAAGGGUGCUUCAUCCCGAUUAUAUACAUUCGUUCACUUCGAAUAAUUGAAAGCAUUAAAAUUAAGCGUUCGUUCAGUUUCGGACGAUUUAUGUAAAUUUGUGCAUUAGAAUAAUAUUUUGAAAGAAUUUUCGCUACAAAUCUUGCGAUUUAAUUUGAUAAUAUCGUACAAAUAUGACACUUAACGCGAUCGGAAUUGAACGAACCUCUAUUAGAAAAAGAAAAAAAAAAAAGAAAAAGAAACAUGUACAUUAGAAAAGUGAUAAAAUGGUUAUUAUAUUCAUAUUAUAUAUAUAGAUAUAUAUUGAAAACAAAUCAGAA